Ahaetulla prasina is the source of this 948-nucleotide messenger RNA. Its product is annotated as olfactory receptor 5AR1-like. The record is from RefSeq and is a predicted model, not a curated record. The coding region runs from base 1 to 948 and encodes 315 amino acids. Lineage: Eukaryota; Metazoa; Chordata; Lepidosauria; Squamata; Colubridae. Gene Ontology annotation, molecular function: odorant binding; G protein-coupled receptor activity; olfactory receptor activity. Gene Ontology annotation, cellular component: membrane. Gene Ontology annotation, biological process: sensory perception of smell; G protein-coupled receptor signaling pathway. The transcript is spliced from 3 exons.
AUGAAGUGUCUUAGAUUGUAUCUACAAGAAAUGAUUGAAGAAAACCACACAAAGGUGACUGAAUUUGUUUUUGUAGAUUUACUGGAUAGUCCAGAGAUGGAGCUGCUCUCUUUUAUUGUGAUAUUAAUUAUCUAUUUAAUUACACUGACUGGCAAUCUGGGGAUGAUCAUAUUAAUCAGGAUAAGCUCUCAGCUCCAGAGCCCUAUGUAUUUCUUCCUCAGUCAUUUGUCUUUCUUAGAUUUUGGGUAUUCUUCAGCCAUUGCCCCUAAAAUGCUAGCUAACAUACUGGCAGACAAGAAAAGCAUUUCAUAUGCUAAUUGUGCUGCACAAAUGUAUUUUUUCAUUUUCUGUGCAAGUACUGAGUGUUUCCUCCUGGCAGCGAUGGCGUAUGAUCGGUACGUGGCUAUCUGUAAUCCUCUCCUCUACGUGGUUACCAUGUCUCCCAAAAUGUGCUCUGUGAUGGUAGCUGGAUCUUAUCUCAUUGGCUUGGUGAAUGCAGUGACACAAACAGCUUCUACCUUUCAGCUCUCUUUUUGUGGCUCCAAUGUCAUCAACCAUUUUUUCUGCGAUGUUCCCCCUUUGCUGUCUCUUUCUUGUACUGACACAAGCAUCAACGAAAUGGUGCUCUUCAUUUUUGCAACAAUCCUGGGAAUAUUUACUUCAACAGAAAUUAUGGUGUCGUAUGCAUUCAUCUUGACAGCAAUCCUGCGGAUUAAUUCAACUGAGGGGAAACAAAAGGCUUUUUCAACAUGUGCCUCCCACUUGGCAGCUGUAAUCAUCUUCUAUGGAACAGCUGUCUUUAUGUACCUGCGCCCAAGUUCCAGCUAUGUUCUGGAUCAGGAUAAAUGGGCCUCCAUCUUCUAUACCAUAGUGAUUCCAAUGCUAAAUCCUUUGAUCUAUAGCCUAAGGAACAAGGAAGUCAAAAAUGCCUUGAAUGCUUUUUUUUAA